CAAUUUUGAUAAUUGGAAAUGGAUCGCAUCGUCGGAGGAAAUUUCAAAAUAGGUCGAAAGAUCGGAGCUGGAUCUUUCGGCGAGCUUUUCCUCGGAGUCAAUACACAAACGGGGGAAGAAGUUGCUAUAAAGAUGGAACAUGUGAAAACCAAGCACCCUCAACUUCAUUAUGAGUCGAAGUUAUACAUGCUUCUUCAAGGCGGAACUGGGAUUCCCCAGCUGAAGUGCUUUGGAGUUGAAGGUGAAUACAACGUUAUGGUUAUUGAGCUUCUAGGGCCAAGCCUCGAGGACUUGUUCAACUACUGCAAUCGCAAGCUCUUUAUGAAAACAGUGUUAAUGCUUGCAGAUCAGUUAAUCAACAGAAUUGAAUAUAUGCACUCAAGGGGAUUUCUUCACCGUGAUAUAAAACCUGACAACUUUCUAAUGGGUUUGGGUCGAAAAGCAAAUCAGGUGUAUAUCAUUGAUUAUGGCCUUGCGAAAAAGUAUAGGGAUCUACAAAGUCAUAAACACAUAUCCUAUAGAGAGAACAAGAAUCUUACAGGCACAGCUCGAUAUGCAAGCGUAAACACUCACCUUGGAGUUGAACAAAGCCGCAGAGAUGAUUUGGAAUCACUUGGUUACGUGCUCAUGUAUUUCUUACGAGGAAGCCUUCCCUGGCAAGGCCUGAAGGCAGGGACGAAAAAACAGAAGUAUGAUCAAAUCAGUGAAAAGAAGAUGCUUACUCCUGUUGAGGUACUUUGCAAGUCAUAUCCAUCAGAGUUCAUAUCAUAUUUCCAUUAUUGUCGUUCACUACGCUUCGAAGAUAAGCCAGAUUAUUCAUACUUGAAGAGGCUUUUCCGUGACUUGUUUAUUCGAGAAGGAUAUCAGUUUGACUAUGUUUUUGACUGGACAGUUCUCAAGUAUCCCCAGCUCACUGCCAGCUCUAAACAAAGGGGUCAGUGCUUGUCAACCUUGAGUUGUACAUUUCUCCUAUCACAGACUAUUCCUACUUCUUUUCUUGCGUCUUUUCAGCUGUCAAGUGGGAGAGAUGCUUUAAAUGCCGGAGCAUCUACUGAAAGACCAGAGAGGCCACCAGGUGGGCUUCAUUCUCUUGAGAGGUGGUAUUGUGUAACCCAAAUUGUUUGGACUGAUAAAGAUGUGUUUGAAGUACUUGUGGGACGAGAAAUCCUUGAUAGAUCUUCAGGUGCUGUUGAGGUAUCUACUGGGAAAUGUGCUUCAGGUAGUGGACAUCAUUGUGAUUCAAAGCAGAAGGUAUCACCAUCAAAGGAUGUGGAUAAUGAUUCGGGAAGGGCACGGACUUCUUCCACCCGCCCUAGCAGCGUGUCCAAGAAGGUUGUUGCCUCAAGCAGCAAGCACACAUCUUCUGUUGGUCCCAGUGAUAGUAGAUCAAGUUGGCUUCUUUCGGGUAGUAGUCGCCUCGCAGGUCAGAGACUCCAUUCAGGAUCUGAGCAGAGAUCGUCUCUCUCCCGAGGUACAACCUCGAAAGGUGAAGAUCAGAAUCGAAGUUACGAGAAUCUCUCAAGGCUUGCGGAUUCAAAGAAGGGAUGA
Hibiscus syriacus is the source of this 1548-nucleotide messenger RNA. Its product is annotated as casein kinase 1-like protein 10. Gene Ontology annotation, cellular component: cytoplasm; nucleus. The record is from RefSeq and is a predicted model, not a curated record. Bases 19 to 1548 code for a protein of 509 amino acids. Gene Ontology annotation, molecular function: ATP binding; protein serine/threonine kinase activity. Lineage: Eukaryota; Viridiplantae; Streptophyta; Magnoliopsida; Malvales; Malvaceae. The transcript has 14 exons. Gene Ontology annotation, biological process: signal transduction; peptidyl-serine phosphorylation; endocytosis.